CCCACUCGCCUGGGAUGUGGUUGCCACAGGCCACCCCGCUUCCUUGGAGCCACAGCUUGCUCCUCAGCAUUUGUCAGGCAGUCAGCAAGUGGGAUUCCAGUGCUGGGGUUACCAAAAUUCCUUCAGCAUCUCCGUGAAAUGACUCGAGGCCAAGUUAAGCUUGCCCCGCUGCCCCGCCGGCGAGCCUCAUUGUGCUGCUACUUUUGCAGGUACCAUGGCUCGUGUCUUCGUCUACGGCACCCUGAAGAAAGGCCAGCCCAACUACAAGCACAUGAUCAGUCCAAGCAAGGGGCUAGCGAAAUUCCAAGGAAGGGGCCGCACAGCCGAGAAGUACCCAGUGGUGAUCACGGGAAAAUACAACAUUCCUUACAUGCUGAACCUGCCGGGGAAAGGAUACCAGAUCGAUGGGGACAUUUACACGGUUGACGACCAGAUGCUGCAGUUCCUGGAUGAGUUUGAAGGCUACCCAGAGAUGUACCAGCGUACUCUCAUGAGAAUCGAGGUGGUGGAGUGGGAAGGGAAGGGCGGCGCGGGCCAGGACGUCGUGGAGUGCUUCGUGUACUACAAGGAAACGUACCCACCCGAGUGGGUCAGCCUCCCCUACCAUCAGGGUUACGACUCCCAGGGCAAACACGGCCUCCGCUACGUCCUGCCCGAGCACCGGGAUUAGAAACGGGAGGUAACGUGGCCCGGCCGGAGGCAUAGCACUAAGCCCCCGUCUGGGAAAGCCAUAACACCUUCUUGUUAAAACACAGGAUCUCUUGUAACCUCCCCAACCCAGGAGCUUUGGCACUAGUGUUGAAGUCUUGUGUAGGCCCAGAGAUGGCUGCUCCUCCCCGGCUAGUCAGCAUCCUCCUCGCCCCCGCUAACCUGCCACGAGUAACUGGGUUCACACGAGGCAGAUAACAACCAUCUCUGCACAUUUUGAGGGUUCAUUAUUUUCUCUGUCCCCCCCGUUUGCCUCGGUGCAUGACUGAGGUCAGGGAAAGGCAGAGGAAGAGGCUAAUUUUUUUACUUCUUUUUUUUUUUAUCUGAUCAACAAAAUUUUCAAUCAACAAAUCGAAAAUUGACAAAUUUUCUUGUGUAGUUGCCCAAGGCAGGUGCAAUAACAAUGAUACUAUUGCACUAACAGCUGAAACUGAUGUGAUUUCUUUUAAAUAUGUCUGCAAACAAAGUAAAGCACAACUGGCAUUUAAUAUUGACUUGUAAUGGCAUUUAGUAGGUUACUGAAUGUAAAGAGGGAGAGCUGACCACGUAAGGUACCGUGCGCUUCGGGACAAAUAUGAAAUUGCUGGAGAAACAGAGAAAAUGUGAAGAGUGUUCUUACUCUGUAUUGCAAUGGUUUCCUGAACUCGAAAGGAGUAUUUUAAAAACAUGUUUAGUUUGAUAAAGUACUGUGAAGAAACAUUGGAAGAGUGUAAGAGAAUUACAUUUAGAGUCAUAUUUUUCAUUUAGCCUUCUAAAGAACACCUUAGGUACCGCACUUCAGCUCACCCAGCGACUGUGGGAUUGGGAGGGGAGGGUGGGGGGAUGCUGUUGGUGACCAGGAGAAGCAAACUCAAUUGCAGCUGCCCACCACGCUCCAGCGAAUGCAGCUGUUCUGAGCACUGACUGUCAAGGUGACUUUUUUUUUUGCCAAGCACUUUAUAAUGCAGAACUUGCAACCGUAAGCAAACUGCGUCUUCUGUUGGGGGAAAGAUUUUAUAUGUAUUAUACAAGUAUCUGAAAGACGUGUAUUAUGAUUAUUGCAACAUUUAAACUAGGGAGGGGAAAAACAACAACAAACCACCAACCAAAAAAAUCCCCAGAUGGAAAGAAGACUAUUGUCCCCCUGACCCAACCAACUGUGCUGGUUUCUGUACAAUCUGGGAAAAUCGCGGCUUUCUGUUGUUAUGCUCCUGUGCCUUAUAUUUUCCUUCAGCUGCAGUGUUUGGUACGUAUAGAUUGUACAAUAUAUAAAGCUGCCAGAGGGAUGUGAGCUGGGAAUGUGUGCCAUGCGGUGAGCCAAAGUACGAGUAUACAUGUACUAAGGAUACCAUUAAGAACAAUACUGUACUUUUGCUUGAUUGCCAGUAGCCCUGUGAUGGCUGGAGGAGAUCUGGGGUAGAGAAUCAGCCCAGGGUGAGGAAUCAGACUAAUCUUUAUCAGUAGUAGGCACUGCUGCAUCUCAUAUCAAAAAAAACCCAAACAGGCAGAAAGCUCAUGUUGCUGCAGUAAGGAAAUUAAGGAAUCCUAAAGUAGAAUACUUGUUUUUUGCUUAGGGCAACCUGCAGAAUGGGCAAAAGGGCAUUAAGGAGACUUGCAGGAAGAUCUGCAGGGUGUCUGCCUCAGUUUCUCCAAAUGCAAAAGCAUUAAUUUUUCUGGAGGGCAAGUAUUGCCCAGACACUCUCCUUACUCAUCUAGAUGGGUUUUGUAAACUAAUUAACAAAGCAGUGCUUGUACUAUAUUAUUCUGUCUUGGCCGUGUGAUUUAUUUGGCAGCUUCUCAGUAACAUGAAAAAUGCCUCUUCAGGCAGGAGUUUCAAGCAGAAUCUUUAGUCUUUCUCAUUGAACAUGAGUCACCAGCCCUGUCACAGACUGUUUUCAUCCUCUAUCUUCCAGGAAAGGGCUCUGGCCAGAGGGUUUUUUUCUGGGCAGUGGCAUGACUCUGCACAUCCUGGGCAAGAAAACAAGAGCAGGCCCCCUCCUCCCUGGGGCAGUAGUCAAGGCACAGCAGGAAUGGUGACUUAGAGGUAUGUUAAAAACAAGCAGCUACGGGAGGUGAGAGCAAAGUAGGGAGUAGCCCAGCAUUCUGGCCCACUGUGGGCAGCAGCAGAGGCUCUGGGGAGAGCACAGGGACAGUCAGACGCUUAUAGCGUGCAGGGACAGCGGAGGGAGCGCUGUGCGUUAGCGAGCUGCAGCUGCCCACUGACUGAGCUACGACACUUAAUGCAAGAAAGAGCCUCUGUUAACCGUAUACUGACAUUUUAAACCCAGUAAACUUCUGGUAUCUACACCAUCCUGUAGCAUGGAGAGGAAAAAAAAAUAUAUCUUCAUACCUGUUCUGACCAAGUCACCGGCCCUCUCACUUUGGUUGAGUCUCUCUUCAGCAUUCCUCUUCUCCAGGCCCUCUCUGGUAUCCCAUACUGGCUUUCCAGCAGGAUACAGUCCUGUUUUACCAACAGCUCUAGUUCUUCACACAGUCUUUACUAAGAGUCUCUGCAUAACAAGAGAUCAUACACUUGGUCUCCCUUUCCAGAAAGGGUUCAUGAGGAGGUUGGGCCUGAGGGACAGCAAGUGCCUCCAGCUAUAGCUUGGGGUGGCCUAAAGGCGUCACAGGACAGUGCCAGCACCUUCUGUAAAGAUCUGCAUCCAGCAGUCAAUAGAAGAUAAAGGAAGGGGGACAGAAUUUGAAUAUGGAAUCUGAAUGAAAAAAGAAAGCCCCUUACAACGGUAAAUGAAAACACAUGGGCAAAGUCUGCACUAGCAAAUUAUCUAACCGGUAAUUUCAAUCCAGUCUACACAGAGACUUCAAGAUAUCACAGUCAAUCUGAUCAGAAUUUAAGCCAUCAGUAGUACUUGUUCAGUGCUUACCCAGAGUGUAGGAAAACUGCUCAGUUCUCUCAGUGGUUAAUUUUUCACAUACUUACCACCCAUUCUGUACAGUUUGGCUGGGGCCUCAAACCAGUGAUACUGCCAUGAAUUGGAUUUGGGCUGCUGUUGUGUUUUCUUUUUGUAAAAAAAAGAGCCUUUUCCUGUUUUAAAGCAGAAAUGGUAUUUUAUUGAUAUUAUUUGAUCCUGAAAAAAAAAAAUCAAAGAAUUACAAAGGUUAUGUACAAGUAUUUCUGGAAGUAAAAACCUGGGAUCUGUUGCCAAGCUUUAACAUCUGUGUUUGCUGUUUUAACCGCUGAUGCAGUAAAUACAACAGUAUAAAAUCUUGUGCAUAGGACUGUCCAUUUUCUGUGUUCAAUUGCCUUAAUCUUACUUUACGGAUGAAAAGAAUAAAGGCUUAGCUAAUUCAACGGUG
Messenger RNA from Colius striatus (speckled mousebird), 4005 nucleotides. RefSeq names its product gamma-glutamylamine cyclotransferase (gene GGACT). Gene Ontology annotation, molecular function: gamma-glutamylaminecyclotransferase activity. The transcript is spliced from 2 exons. The record is from RefSeq and is a predicted model, not a curated record. Lineage: Eukaryota; Metazoa; Chordata; Aves; Coliiformes; Coliidae. Bases 215 to 670 code for a protein of 151 amino acids.